CUCCCAUAUUCCUUUCCCACACGUGCGUUUCAGAUCCCACUAAGCAUCAGGAAUCGAUAAUCCAGAAGGUUCGUCGUCCGGAAUGUUUUUCCGAUCAACUUCACCGGAGUUUUCUUUUAGCCGAUCUUCAUCAAUAUUUUCAUUUUCAUUGAAAUCUUGUUCAUCAGGUUUGAAUUCCCCCAUAUUCUUCCUCCUCUCCGACCUCGUUUCUGGUAUCGAAAUCUUUUGCCCCUUUCUUCACUCUCAUCUUCAUAAUCGGUCAUCACCUUCGUGAAAGCAGGAUCCCAGUUCCCGGUUUCCUCUGUUACCCAUUUUGGAUACAUUUUACAUUAACCCAUGCAAUACGAUCGUAACUGAUUUCUUGUCAUUGAGCAUAUCGAAUGGAAAUAUCAUCUACUCCUUACGCUUCAAGUCCUUGUUUCAAAUUUCACAUUUCAGACAACUGAUUUCUUCCACUUUUGCUCACAACAUCUUUAAAUGAUCUUUCUCCCCACAUUGGUGCAUAGUUUGAUUAUGGAAUAUUUGAGAUGAAUUUAAAAUCUGAUUAUUUUCAACCAUCAAAAGGCGUGAAGGAGACACCCUUCCAUCUUCUCCAAGAUACAAUCAAGAAACGCAGUUGUUAAGAAAUGUUCUAUACCAACCUCACAAAAGGUCAAUUUGAAGAUUGGAUUAUCAAUUCAGUUAUCCUCGUUCGACAUUCUUGUUCAUGGCAGAUCAACAUUCUGACGAACAUGUGAAUACAUCUAAUGUUGAUGUUAAAAGUUCAGAACCAAAAACUGUGGCAGAUCAACAUUCUGAUGAAAGUUUGAAAUCAAAAGCAGAUAAACAUUCAGAUGAUGAAGGUGCAACCACGAGUAAUGUUACUGUUGAAAGUUCUGGAUCAACAGUGGAGAUUAAUAUCAAGACGCUAGAUUCACAGUUACACAGCUUUCAUGUCGACAGAAAUAUGCCAGUUUCAUUAUUCAAGGAAAAGAUAGCUGGUGAAGUUGGCCUUGCAGUGGAACACCAGCGACUGAUCUUUAGAGGCAAAGUGUUGAAAGAUGAAGAUCUUCUUUCUGAAUAUCACGUUGAAAAUGACACAUUUCCAACUCAUAGCAAUACAGAUGCUAAUUCUAUUGGUGGGCAUGCUUCCCACAAUGUAGUAAAUGGGACAUUUGGUGGUAGGGAUCAAAAUGAAAGUGGUAGUCCAGAUAUAACUCAGGUGAUUGGGGCAGUUUUGAAUUCCUUUGGGGUAGGGGGUCAAACCCCCGUUGGUGUAUCACAACCAAAUAUGCAGUUUAGCAUUCCCAUGCAAGUUACCCAAGGAAAUGAAAGAAAUCCUAGUCCUAGUCAAUCACCAGCACUCGUACCCACAAUUACUACACCAAUUCCUGAUUCUUUAAACACAAUUUCUGAGUUUAUGAACCAUAUGGAGCAAGCAUUAUCACAAAAUGGGCAUCACCCAUCAGAUAGUAGUGCAGCAGAAUUGCCUUCUAAUGCUCGUGGCUUACCAUCACCAGCAGCUUUGGCAGUUGUUAUGAGACAUGCACAACGUCUUCUCAAUGGACCCGCUGUUCAUUCUCUAUCUAAAACAGCAACACGGCUGGAGGAAGAAGAAGGUUCUACUGAUGAUGUCACAGUGAGAACCCAAAUCCAAUCAGAAGCCAUGCAGUCUGGGCUUGCAAUGCAACAUUUAGGUGCUCUUUUGCUAGAGCUUGGUCGUACAAUGCUCACAUUGCAUAUUGGAGAGUCUCCCGCUGAAUCUUCUGUAAACCCCGGGCCAGCUGUUUAUAUAUCUCCAUCAGCUCCUAAUCCUAUAAUGGUUCAGCCCUUUCCUCUACAAACCAAUUCUCUAUUUGAUAGUCAUGCAAAUGCAAAUGCAAAUCCUGGGGCGUAUAGUCCUAUUGGAAUUGGGGGUAUCCCAAGGCAUAUUAACAUACAUAUUCAUGCUGGAGUAGGUCCAAGGGGAACUAAUGUUGAAUCAUCAAAUCAAGCAAAUGUUGAUCUUCCACAGGCUCCAAUGGAUACACAAGGUGCUGAAAAUGUUGUUUCAAGUAGCACGAGGAUGAAACCUUUAAGUGAAACAGAAGGUGCUUCAUCAUCCAGCGGGAGGACUAGUACUCCUACAAAUGCUUCUGCCAUUCCUAUUGGACUUGGCUCAGGAGGUUUACAACAUAAGAGGCCACAUUGGCCAACAAGAUCAGAGAUUGUUGGUAGUGGCCAAUCAGAUCCAGCUGCAACAAUGAAUCAAGUUAUGCAAGAUCCUGCUUUAUCUGGUUUACUAUCAGGGCUUUCAAAUCAAAACGGGAAUAAUUCUCAAGAUUUCUUUAAGAAUAUAAUGAAUCAAGUUUCUCAAAACCCUGCAAUGAUGAACACCAUUAAUCAACUUGCUCAACAGAUGGAUGGUAAUCAAGAUGUAGCUGGCAUGCGUAGUGGGCCCAGGAGUGGCAAUCUUGAUAUAUCAAGUAUGGUUCAACAUAUGAUGCCAUUUGUCUCUCAAGCUCUUAAUCAUGGGAGUUCAAGUUCAAAUAUGCUUCAACCCACUCCAUCAAGGAAAGGUGGUGCUCUUAAUAGACGUUACAGCAGUGUGAAGAGUUUGAACACUAAUGAAAGAUCAAGUGAUUUUAAGAUGAAUCUAGAACAUGUAGCCCAGAAAAUCGUGGAUCAAUACCCACCUCUAGAAAUCUUCUCAUCACUAGUUGAAACUGCUUCUGGUUUAUACAACAGUGCAUAUGAUACAGGUGCACUUGAUGAGUUAUGUUCAGAAGAGGAGUUGGCUCAGGAAUUUAUGGAGAUGUUGAAACGUGAUAUUUCUAGAAGACUUCAAGGAGAUAGACGAUGAUCAUUGCUUUUUUGUUUUGGUUACUUUUUACUAUUUUACAAUGGAAAUGGUUUUUUUUGGGUUGCUCGUUUUUUUAUUCUUUAAUUUCUAUUGAAUUCAAGCAAUUGGUUAAAGCAUGUAAAGCAAUCAAGAAGAGUAAUCUCUUUUUU
Molecule: messenger RNA, 2970 nt
Organism: Lactuca virosa
Lineage: Eukaryota; Viridiplantae; Streptophyta; Magnoliopsida; Asterales; Asteraceae
Source: the annotation of a GenBank genome assembly